GCAGGUGACCGCUGCUGGUAAGUCUUCACUCCUCUACUCGCUUCCGGCAAGUCUUCACUCCUCUACUCGCUUCCGGCGUCCUUAUAACUAGUCCACCUGGCACGGGAUAGUAAUCCACCUACGCGCUUUCUCGCUUGCCUUUGCGUGCGCCUCUUUUAUUAUCCAUUGACUGCUCUCCCGCUCUGCGUUUUCCAAGUCCCUCAUUUGGGCAGCUCUAGAGGGGUCCAACCUACUUCUCGCCGACCGCAGUGGCGCGGGUGGAGCGGGCAGCAGGUGUUCGACAUAGUUUUCCCAUCGCUGUCUUCGUGUCUGUUAUUUGUCCAAGGGAAGCCGCAUUGGAAGGACAAAUUGCUUCCUUGCAACCAACCUGUCGAUAAUACAAGCUCACACAAGAGUGGAAGCUCGCCUACUUCAACACGCAAGAGAGAGAGAGAGAGAGAGAGAGAGAGAGAGAGAGAGAGAGAGAGAGAGAGAGAGAGAGUAUGGAUCCCGGAGGCAAGAUAUUCGUGGCGGGGCAUAGGGGUUUGGUGGGAUCGGCGAUAGUCCGGCGACUGAAGAAGGGUGGUUUCACGAACCUGGUUCAGAGGACUCAUAAAGAACUGGAUCUGGCUCGGCAGGCCGAUGUGGAGGAGUUCUUUGCCAGGGAGAAGCCGGAUUACGUGUUCGUGGCAGCUGCAAAGGUUGGCGGCAUCCAUGCGAACAACACUUACCCAGCAGAUUUCAUCGCUGUGAAUCUGCAGAUCCAGACCAAUGUGAUCGAUGCCGCGUACAAGCACAAGGUUAAGAAACUUCUUUUCCUCGGCUCGUCCUGCAUUUACCCGAAGGAAGCUCCUCAGCCAAUGACUGAGGACUGUCUGCUGACGGGCCCUCUGGAGCCGACGAACGAGUGGUACGCUCUGGCGAAGAUCGCUGGCAUCAAAAUGUGCCAGGCGUACCGUCUUCAGCACGGAUUCGACGCUAUCUCGGGGAUGCCGACGAACUUGUACGGACCGCAGGACAAUUUCCACCCGGAGAACUCGCACGUGUUGCCGGCGUUGAUCCGGCGCUUUCACGAGGCGAAGAAGUCGGGCGUGAAGGAGGUAGUUUGCUGGGGUACAGGGACGCCGCUGAGGGAGUUCAUGCACGCCGAUGACCUGGCGGACGCCGCCGUGUUCUUGAUGAACAACUACAGUGGGUUGCAGCACGUAAACAUGGGGACAGGCCAUGAGGUCUCCAUCCGCGAAUUGGCAGAGCUCGUAAAGGAGGCGGUCGGCUACGAAGGACAGCUUCUUUGGGAUUCGUCGAAGCCGGAUGGAACCAUGAGGAAGCUCAUGGAUUGCUCCAAGCUCCAUGGCAUGGGAUGGAAACCGUCCAUCUCGCUCAAGGACGGGAUCACUGAUGCUUACAAAUGGAAGGCUCUGGUAGUGAGGAGAUUGUGUCGAUAGCCUCAUCAACCUCAUAAGGCUAUUGUAGAGAUGAGAAUGUGUCGAUAACCUCCACAUCACCAUAAGCUUUUUCUUGCAUGUCCACUAGAACGAGGGAGCGAAAGCUGUUGUAUUUGAAGAUGAUUGGGUGUGGUUGCUGUCUCGGCGGGAACAGUGGUGUAUUCGGAUCUGAAGUCAUGCUGCGGAAUCUCUCGAUAGCUUCGGUAGGGUUUGAUCCUUUGGUCUUUUUCUCAGGCGAAGAGGAGCGAAGAGGAGAGAGGGCAUCGGUGUAGAGAAAGAGCGGGAUGUGGUAGUGCGUCGGUGAAGGCGUUAAAUAAUGGAUGGGACGUGAAAAGAGCGGGAGGUUUAUCUCAGCUGCAUUGCUGUGUGGUAGACGCGCAGGCGUGUUAAUAAACACAACACUAGUCCUCCUGGAUUCAAUAAUUUUAGGGGCAUUUCCCUUUUCAUAUAACAUGAAAGAGAAGUGAAGACGGCGCAAAUAGGGGAAUUUAGCCUUGCGUUAAGCAUUUCCAUUAGUUAUUGAGCAUAUAGACGACGUUGAUACGGAUGAUCGAGUGGACCAGGGUAGUCACGAUGAGUUCGGAUCGUCGUGUGAGGAGUUUGGCGGUCUCUUCUUGUUCUUUGUGCCUUGUUGGUACCUAGGGUUAAGAGUACCUCGACUGAUGUGCGGGUGGACAUCUGGCGAUUUGGCUACCCGAACGCGAAGUACCGUUUCCCAUGUGCAUUGGGACGGAGUUUUCCAUUUCUGAGGAAUUCUGGAUUUGAAUAAUGUGUUUGCCUACAGUAGAUUCUAUUUCCGGGAAAAAAAAAAAAGAUUCUGUUUCCGGAAAAAAGAAAGAAAAAAAGAUUCUGUUUCCGGAAGAAAAAAAAAAAAAAGAUUCUGUUUCCGGAAAAAAGAAAUGGCAAUUCUUUGGAAUUUAUACAUGGCCUGAGUAAUAGAGCAUUGCCCUGAAUUGA
Molecule: messenger RNA, 2381 nt
Organism: Chara braunii
Lineage: Eukaryota; Viridiplantae; Streptophyta; Charophyceae; Charales; Characeae
Source: the annotation of a GenBank genome assembly